AUGUAUAUUUUAGUUUUUACCAUAUUAAAUAUAUAUUUAAGCAUUUAUGUAUGGGGAAAUGUUUACAUAAAAAGAGACAAUAUAAUUAAUAUUAAUUAUUUAAUGCAUAUAAGGAAUAAAAAAUUAAAUAUAAAUAACUUAUUUAGAAAAAAUAAUCAUAAAAAAAAUAUUUGCUAUAUCCCUCAUAAAGAAAUAAUUAUAGGUACUCGUGAUUCACCAUUAGCAUUAAAGCAAUCAGAAAAAGUAAAAAAAAAACUUUUAAAUCAUUUUAAAAAGAUUAAUAAAAAAGUGAAAAUAAUAUUAAAACCAAUAAAAACAACAGGUGAUAAAAUAUUAGAUAAAAGUGUAAGUUUAUUUGGAGGUAAGGGAAUUUUUACAAAAGAAUUAGACGAACAAUUAAUAAAAAACAAUGUUGAUAUAUGUGUUCACUCAUUAAAAGAUGUUCCUAUGAUAUUACCUGAAGAUAUUUAUUUGCCAUGUUUUUUAAAAAGAGAUACUAUUAAUGAUGUUUUUUUAUCAAUUAAAUAUAAAAAUUUGAAUCAAAUGAAUAAAUGUAAAUUUAAUAACUUAGAAAAAGUAGAGAGUAAUAUUAAAAACAAUUUUUACUUAAAAAAAGAUGAAGAUAAAGAUUCAUUAUGUACAGUUGCAACAUCGUCAUUAAGAAGAAGAAGUCAAAUAAAAUAUAUGUAUAAAAAUAUAGAAUUGAAAAGUAUUAGAGGAAAUAUUAAUACAAGAUUAGUGAAGUUAUUUAAUGGAUAUUGUGAUUCUAUAAUAAUUGCUUUGUGUGGCUUAGAAAGGCUAAUAAAAAGAAAGGUGAUCGUCGAUAUAGUGAAAAAUAAAAAGCGCAAUAUUCAUAAACCAUAUAUAAUUAGAUAUAAUAACACAAGUAUUGAUUUAAGUUUUUUAAAUAUACAGAAGAUAAAUAGGAAAUUUAUUUAUCCAGCUUUAUGCCAAGGUAUUAUAGCAAUCACCUCAAAUAAAAAUAAUUCGGAAAUUAAUGAUAUAUUAAAAGAUAUAAAUGAUGAAAAAUCAGAAAUUAUGGGAAAAACAGAAAGAGCAUUUUUAUCUCAAAUUGAAGGGAAUUGUAUGAUGCCUAUAGGUGGAUAUACGAAGAUUGUAAAUAAUAAAAUUUUCUUUAAUGCCAUAAUAAAUGAUAUUCAUGGGUAUGAAAAAUUUCAGAUUAGAGAAAAAGGCGAGAUAAAUAAUUAUUUAGAUAUUGCAACAAAUGCAGCUACAAACAUUAAAAAAAUAAUAGGUGUUGAAAAGUUUCAUAAAAUAAAAGAAGAAGCGGCAUUAUACUAUAAAUAA
This is a messenger RNA of Plasmodium gallinaceum, 1308 nucleotides long. RefSeq names its product porphobilinogen deaminase, putative. Gene Ontology annotation, biological process: heme biosynthetic process. The record is from RefSeq and is a predicted model, not a curated record. Bases 1 to 1308 code for a protein of 435 amino acids. The transcript has a single exon. Gene Ontology annotation, cellular component: cytoplasm. Gene Ontology annotation, molecular function: hydroxymethylbilane synthase activity. NCBI's taxonomy places the organism in Eukaryota, Apicomplexa, Aconoidasida, Haemosporida, Plasmodiidae.